Messenger RNA from Menidia menidia (Atlantic silverside), 2609 nucleotides. The record is from the annotation of a GenBank genome assembly. NCBI's taxonomy places the organism in Eukaryota, Metazoa, Chordata, Actinopteri, Atheriniformes, Atherinopsidae.
GAACCCAGUACCUACCCAGUGCUAACAACCCCGCUGAUCCUUCAGUGUUCAUUAAAUUAUCUCUAUUCAGUGAAGCCUAUUUCUGUCUGUCUGUCUGUCUGUGAGACAUUUUUAUACUGUUGUUGCUAUUAAAUGGGUAAGUGACAAGACUUUAGACAGGGGCUGACUGUACAACUGAACAAGAAAGAGAAUACUAUUUUGAAAUCUGCGUUAAACCACGCGCAUGACUUUAAACAUCGAAACUCUCCGUACUCGUACGCUUCCCUUUUUGGCACAUAUAAAACUGUAACCUCCCCACUGUAAGGAGGAAGCAAACCACCGACUUCACUUCCAACUCCAACUUUUUAUGACGUCCCCCCACAGGACCUGGAACCCAAAAUAUUUGGUCAAGCAAGUACUUUAUUCUUUAAACUUAUACAAACGGACGGAGUGGGUACCAGACGACCGUUUUUCAGGAGCAAUACAACUUUUUUUCACCAGCGUCGAAGGAAAACUAAGACACGAAAACUUGAAGAAAAAAUCCCCUUAAAGGAAUUUACAUAAUGUUUACACGUUUGGAGGUGCUUGUGUUGAGCUGCCUUUUUGUAACGACCGAGCUCAAAAGAGGCAAAAUCUUGCCACCACAAAAUCUGACCCUGCUGUGGAUCAAUGCCUUUGAACCACAGUUGUCCUGGGAGCCAUCCCAACAUCCCGGGGCAGAGUAUGAAGUCUGUACAGAAACGGAGGAGGAGCACGGAAAUGAAUGUAGCGUAAGUGCAAAAAUAAGGAUCCAUGGUAUCAGUCAAUUAAGUAAAUACAUCCUAAUGCAGGGAAGGAUUCUUCGUUGGUCUGUUAAAACGCUUUAUGAAGGCAAUGAGAGCGAGUCUGUGGUUCUCAACAUCAGUUAUCCAGUGUACCGCUUUCUCCCAGAGCUGGUGCAGGACUUGAGUUGCUACAGUUCCUCUGCCAAACAAGGUCACUGCUCUUGGUCCCCAGUGAGUAACUCUACUGAUCUCAGUUUUUUCUAUCGGUUGGUGGAUGAGGCAGGCUCCAGCUCUUCAUCAAAUCUGAAAGAAUGUUCUUUGUAUAAUUACACUGGUGGUGUCAAGACUGGUUGUGAUCUGCAGACAACCACUAAUGAAGCCAUUCAUAUAUUGUUUAAUGGAACAUUGAAUAAUACAGCUGUCUGGAACACCUUCAGAUUUGAAACCAAAGACAAUGUAAAGCCACCUGCCCUUAAAUGGAGCGCUACCAAGGAUGGAAACAGACUAAAUAUAAGAUGGACUCCUCCUGAUGUCUUGAGCAUAGAUUUUUGGUCAUUCGAAAUCAAUUACACUGAGUGUGAUACGAUGAAGAGUUUCAAAAAACAAGAUGUAACAUCACAUCUGGUGAAUCAUUUUCCCCAGUGCCCAUACUGCAUCACCAUGAAAGCUGUCAGUGAAAAAGGCAGCACUCCGUGGAGUGACCUGAAGUGUCAAGGUCCUGAUAAGGAUGCUAAUUUAUUGGUGUAUAUUGCAGUUUUCAUCCCACUGGUGAUUGCAUGUCUGGCAGCUAUGACAUUUAAGUUUUAUCUUAAGAACAAAGAAAAAAUCUUCCCCAAAGUACCAAAACCUAUGAAUCUUCUCAGUGACAUUUCUGAAAACAAUAAUAAGAUUGCCAUUCCCCACUUCUCCAUCCCAACAGAGGAAGAGGAGAACUGUAAAGUCACUCUAGUUACAGAAACUGAAAUCUGCAAACUGAACUGUUGACACUGCAAAUACCAGAAAUCUCUUCCAUUGAAUGUGAAACCUUAUUUGCAAUCACUCUACAUUGUGUACAGACUAAUAACUCUGACAUCUAACUUUACAUGACACUUGGCAUUGUAUGAAUAGACCUUCAAAAGAGAAACAGAGAGAACCCCAAAAAUUCUGCCUGAUGUUAUAUAAUUUGGUUUGUAUUUCUUAUCUUUCCAACAGAUUUUCAUAUAAUGCACGAGGGAAACAUGGUAAAGGACAGUUGACUCUGGCUGCUGCUCUUCCAUAGUUAAUAUUUUCUGUAACACAGCAACCCAAAUUCACAACUCUCACACAUAUUAACACAUAUUUUCAAGGAAUUUCAGAUUGUUGCUGUUCUCUGAUAUUGACCAUGGUAUAGGAUUUAGGCGAAAUAUAAAAUAAGACACCAAAGACAUAGUAUGAAGUGAAAUACCUUGUAUAAUGCUUUCUUACACAAGCACACAGCCUCCUCUCCUAUUUUUACUAGCAAUACUUAUUUGUAUACAAACCCAAUAGUCCAAUUAAAUCCAGUAGCAAUAACUGCUUACAUGUCCUCUCUAUACUAUGAGGGUGCUCCAGUUCAUAGUAUUCUCAAAUUGACAAAAAAAAGUCUUAACAUCUGUUUAAUGCAUUGUACUCCAGUUUUUACUUGUAUUCUCACUUGUGCGAGACUCCAACACAUUUUUCACAUUUCUAUUGAGUAUUAACAGUGAGCUACUUACUGGAAGGAAAUUAAGGUCAUACCUGAUCUCUUACUUCUGUUACUCUCUUAAUUUAUUUAAUGAUAUCAAUUACUGUUUGUCAUAAAAAGAACAAGUUAUUUAUAUUUUCCCCUCAGCACUAUGUUUGGCUACUCUCUCUCUCUCUCUCUCUCUA